AUGUUGAAGAAGCCUGGUCUUCGAAAGAAGACAGACACAGAAUUUCGAAGGAGCAUCCUCUCGAUUCAGGACGUCAGAAAGUACUCAGUGGUUGAUCCAUCGACUCUGAAAUUCGUUGAAGCGGUCUGUGGGACAACUGAGCAAGGCGAAGGAAAGCUGACCAUCCCCAUGAAAGCGGCUGAUGUCAGUGCGGGUGGGGUUCCACACAACUUGAGCACAUCUGACGAAUUAAAUUCUGCACUGGUCGGUAAACGAACCGUCAUUUUUAACCCUGACAACUUCUGUCUGGUUAAGUAA
Molecule: messenger RNA, 297 nt
Organism: Mesocestoides corti
Lineage: Eukaryota; Metazoa; Platyhelminthes; Cestoda; Cyclophyllidea; Mesocestoididae
Source: the annotation of a GenBank genome assembly